UAUAAGAUAUGUAAAAUAUUCUUGUCGUAAUAUUCGACAAUUGAAAAUAACGAUUAUCGAUAAUUUUGUACUAUAUCGAAAUUGAUAAGCGAAAGUUAAGUUUAGUAUUGUAUGUUUUAUGGACAGUGGUUGCAUUAGAAAUAAUUUAUUUAUUUUAAAUUAAACUCGAAUAAUAAAAAUGCCUGGUAUAGAAUAUCGCAAUCAAACUCCAUUCAUACAAUGGCUUCGAGAUUUUGGUCGAGGUAGAAAACAUGUAUCAAGUUUAAGACAUGCAGAUGGUAUUGCUGCACGUACACAACCAUCUCCACAUGUACCUGGAGGACCGUAUCAUAAAAGCUCAAAAGUAUAUUAUUAUACUCGUGAUGCUAGACGUCUUGUACAACCACCAAUUGAAAUAUAUACAGAAGGUCAUUUAGAAACAGGGAAAAUAGAUACGGCUAAAAUAAAACUAGAUGCAUUAUCAAAAUCAAAAUAAAAUAAAAAAACGAAUGCAAUGAUAUAAAUUUUAAUUGUACUCAAAUUAUAGCAUAAUAGAUAAUAUUAAUUUAAAUAAAAGUUA
Apis florea (little honeybee) is the source of this 559-nucleotide messenger RNA. Its product is annotated as NADH dehydrogenase [ubiquinone] 1 alpha subcomplex subunit 7. NCBI's taxonomy places the organism in Eukaryota, Metazoa, Arthropoda, Insecta, Hymenoptera, Apidae. The record is from RefSeq and is a predicted model, not a curated record. Gene Ontology annotation, biological process: mitochondrial electron transport, NADH to ubiquinone; ATP synthesis coupled electron transport. Gene Ontology annotation, cellular component: respiratory chain complex I; mitochondrial inner membrane.